This is a messenger RNA of Phyllostomus discolor (pale spear-nosed bat), 2119 nucleotides long. RefSeq names its product histone-arginine methyltransferase CARM1-like. The coding region runs from base 68 to 1489 and encodes 473 amino acids. Gene Ontology annotation, biological process: peptidyl-arginine methylation. The record is from RefSeq and is a predicted model, not a curated record. NCBI's taxonomy places the organism in Eukaryota, Metazoa, Chordata, Mammalia, Chiroptera, Phyllostomidae. Gene Ontology annotation, molecular function: protein-arginine N-methyltransferase activity. The transcript is spliced from 14 exons.
CGGUUUCCCCGGGCGCCCGGGGCACGGACCAGGCGCCGCCAGGGCUCCGGGCCGAGGCACGCGCACCAUGGCCGCGGCCCCCGCUCCGGCCCCGGCCCCCGCUCCGGCCCCGGCCCCGGCCCCGGCCCCGGCCCACCGGCACUACCGCGUGCAGCUGCGCUUCCUGACGGAGGAGCAGCUCUUCGCCCCUGGGCCGCUCUUGCCCCCCAACCCGACGUCUCUGCGGCUGGAGGUGCAACCCACAGGGGAGGAGGCGGACGCUACAGUGACUGACGCUGAUGGCGUCUGUGUCUUUAAAUGCUUACUCAACAGAGACACUGAAUGCUGCCGUGUGGGGAAGGAGUCCAUCUUGAUUGCUCUGGGGUACAACAGCGCUCUGCUAAAGUUUGAGUCUCAUGCUGAAUUCAGCGCAUUUUCAAAAACCUUGAAAAGAUGCCGGGAUGAAAAAAAGAAAUACUCAGUGUUUAGCCAGCGGACAGAAGAGGCGUCUGCCACACAAUACUUCCAGUUUUAUGGCUGCAUUUCCCAGCAGCAGAAUAUGAUGCAAGAUUUUGUGAGGACAGCCACCUACCACAGAGCCAUCCUCCAGAACCACAUUGACUUUAGAGAUAAGGUCGUUCUAGAUGUUGGUUGUGGAUCAGGAAUCCUGUCGUUCUUUGCUGUACAGGCUGGAGCUAGGAGAGUCUAUGCAGUUGAAGCCAGCUCCGUAGCCCAAUACGCUGAGAUGUUAGUGAAAAAUAAUCACCUUUCAGACAAGAUCAUUGUUCUGCCAGGGAAAAUUGAAGAGAUCUCACUUCCUGAGGCUGUAGAUGUGAUUAUUUCGGAACCAAUGGGGUACAUGCUGUUCAAUGAAAGGAUGCUGGAGAGUUACCUUCAUUCUAAAAAAUGGCUGAAAACAAAUGGAAUGAUGUUCCCGACAUUCAGCGACAUCCAUUUGGCCCCCUUUUCUGAUGACCAGCUCUACAUGGAACACUACUCCAGAGCCAACUUUUGGAACCAGCAGUGCUUCUAUGGGGUCAACCUGUCCAGUCUCCGGGGUGCUGCAGUGGAUGAAUACUUCAGACAGCCAAUAGUAGACACUUUUGACAUUAGGAUUUUGAUGGCUCGAUCAGUCAAGUACACAGUAAAUUUUAUGGAUGCAGAAGAGGCAGAUCUCCACAGAGUAGAAAUCCCCUUUGUGUUUCAGAUGACACAGUCGGGCCUCGUCCACGGCCUGGCGUUCUGGUUUGACGUGGCCUUCGUCGGAUCUGUGGUCACGGUUUGGCUGUCAACGGCGCCCACUGAGCCUCUGACCCACUGGUACCAGGUGCGGUGCCUUCUUCAGACUCCUCUCUUUGCCAAGGAAGGAGAAACCCUCUCAGGGAAAGUGCUGUUUGUGGCCAAUAAACGACAGAGCUAUGACAUCCAGAUCGCGGCGCUGGUCAACCAGACGGGCUUCAGAUCUGGGAACAUCCUCGACUUGAAGAACCCUUUCUUUAGGUUUGCAUAGAAGACUGAUAAGUAAAAUGAAGGCCUGAGAAGUCCCUCAACAUUCAAGUUCAUGGUUCACGUUUCAAACAUGCAUUCCGAAUUUUACAAAAAUAUUAGGUUUAUUUAAAUUUUUUUUCCUAACUCUAAAGUGUGCAUCCUAAAAUUGUUGACAAGUCUGUUUCUUGGAGCUUCUUUGACUGGCUUUUUAUAGCUUUUUGCAUGUAGUUGGGGAACAAUUUUUUUUUUAAUUUGUGGUUUCCCUUUAUUUUUAUUUUAAUAAAGCCAUCAGCAUUGCUUCCAUUUCUGAAGUAUUUAAAAAAGAAAGUUAAUGCUACCUCAUGUUUAUAUAUAUGCAUAUGUAUGACAUGACAUAGACUGUGUUAGAAGUGAUCUUCUAUUUGCAAUUUUAAUCUAUUUUUGCAAAUCUUUUCAACAAAUCAAUGGCUAGUUCCUAGCUCAGCAAUGUGUUAAAGAAUCUUUGCCUUAUUCAUGUAAUGGAAUAAUAUGAUGUCAGAAAUGCUCCUCACUGGCAAUAUUUGAUGACUCUGUACAUGGUUAAGAAAGUACAGAUGGAACCUUUGUCAGUUCUGUUAGGUUUACAAUAAAGCGUUCAGUGUGAGGGACCAGUGGGGCCUCUCCUUCACUUUAA